Chrysoperla carnea is the source of this 2832-nucleotide messenger RNA. Its product is annotated as polyketide synthase PksL-like. Lineage: Eukaryota; Metazoa; Arthropoda; Insecta; Neuroptera; Chrysopidae. Gene Ontology annotation, molecular function: fatty acid synthase activity. Bases 7 to 2736 code for a protein of 909 amino acids. The record is from RefSeq and is a predicted model, not a curated record. Gene Ontology annotation, biological process: fatty acid biosynthetic process. The transcript is spliced from 10 exons.
UCCAAAAUGUUUGAUAAUAAUAAUUAUAUUGUUGAAGAUAAUAUCGUUAAGUCAACAAAGAAAAUGUUUGUGGAUAAAGUAACUCUAUCACAGUUAUCAGAGGAUGUACCAUCAAUUAGUGAAUUUUAUGCUGAUCAAAACAUUCUGGUUACGGGCGGUACUGGUUUUAUGGGCAAGGUUUUAAUUGAAAAAUUACUUCGUUCAUGUCCAAAAAUUAAGGGCAUUUAUUUAUUACUGCGUUCGAAGAAAAAUUAUACGGAUGAAGAAAGAUUAAAUAAAAUGUUUAAUAUACCUUUAUUUAACAGAUUAAAAGAAGAAUAUCCGGAAUCAUUAUCAAAAGUAAAAGUAAUUAAAGGAGAUAUCAGCAAACUAGAAUAUGGUUUAUCUGAUUCUGAUUUGGAAUUUAUAAUUCAUAAAAUACACAUUGUAUUCCAUGUGGCAGCAUCUGUUCGAUUUGACGAUUCUUUGAAGGAUGCUAUUUUAAUUAAUACACGAGGAACUAGAGAAAUGUUAAAAAUACUUAAACAAAUGCAAAAUUUAAAGGUUUUCCUGUAUACGUCAACCACUUAUUGUAAUAUCGAUAAAGACGUGGAUGCAAUCGAAGAAAAAGUUUAUAAGGCGACAACGGAUUGGAAAACUAUGAUUAAAGCAGCCGAAAAUAUGGAUGAAAUGGUGCUCAAUUUUCUUGAACAAAAAAUUUUAAAUAAGUAUCCGAAUACGUAUACUUUUUCAAAAAAUCUUGCUGAAGAAGUUAUCUUUGAAAGUUGUGAUGAUAUACCAACAGUUAUUUUUCGUCCUACAGUCGUGGUUGGUUCGGAGAAGGAACCAAUGCCUGGAUGGAUUGAUAACUACAAUGGACCAAUGGGUCUAACUACAGGAGUUCAGACUGGCGUACUUCAUACAGUUUUAAUAGACGGCGAUAAGAAUAUAGAUUGGGUACCUGUUGACAUCUCAAUAAAAGGAAUGAUAACAUCAGUAUGGUAUAAGGCAUUAGAACAAACUGAUCGUAAUAAAUGCUUAGUAAUUAACUCAUCAACUAGUGAUUUUAUAAAAUUCAAUAAUGGCGUAUUUUGUGAUCUUGGUGUCAAAAUAUUAAGCAAAAAUCCACCGAAUCAACUAUUAUGGUAUCCAUUUUGUUUUCUAACGACAAAUAAAUAUUUAUAUUGGUUUUAUUUUGUAACACUGCACUUGAUUCCUGCAAUAUUUUUAAAUCUUGCACCGUUCACAUUAAAUGAAUGGACAUUCAAAAAUGAUAAUUUUAAAUCUUUACAUGCAAUAUUGAAACCAGAGGAUAUUGAUAAGUUCUCGGUAGAUUAUUCUGGAUUAACAGUUUCUGAACAAUUGGAAAUGCAAAUAGAUGGCACAAUACGAACGAUGGUUCAAAACUGGUGUUCGUAUCCGAAUCCAGCGCCAGGAGAAGAAGUUGUAAUUUGUGGUAUUUCGGGUUUAUUUCCAAAAAGUGACAACAUUAUUGAAUUAAAGCACAAUUUAUAUAAUGGUAUUGACUUGAUAUCAGAAGAUAACUCAGCCACAAAUCCUGAUAUACCAAAAUAUUUGGGUCGAGUGAAUCCAAAUAUUCUCAGCGAGUUUGAUAAUAAGUUUUUUAAUAUACCAGAUGAACAAAUUCGUUCAUUGGAUCCAAUGACUCGCAUACAUUUAGAGAAAACAUAUGAGGCCAUAAUUGAUGCAGGACUGAAUCCCGACGAUUUACGUGGAACAAAAACUGGGGUCUACACAGCGUCAUCAACGUGCGAAGGUGACAGUGAUUGGAUUUUUACACCAGCAAAUGUUGAUGGCUACGGUGUGAUUGGAAAUAGUAGAGCAAUGUUAGCUAACCACGUAAGUCUAUGGUUAGAUUUACAUGGUCCAUCGUAUAAUUUGGAUACAGCAUGUUCAAGUUACUUAUAUGCUGUUGAGCACGGGUAUAGAGAUUUGAGAGCUGGUAUUGUGGAUUGUGCGCUUGUUGGAACCGGAAAUUUAUGUUUGUCUGAAUUGACAACUUUACAAUUUGCACGUUUGGGUUUAUUAUCAAAAGAAGGAGCUUGUCGAACUUUUGAUGAAAAAGCAAAUGGCUAUGCAAGAUCUGAAACAAUUGGAUGCAUGGUGUUAAUGCGUGCUAAAGAUGCUAAACGUAUCUACUCGUAUAUUGUGCACUCAAAGACUAAUUGUGAUGGAUAUAAACCUCAAGGUAUUACGUUUCCAUCUACAGAAGGUCAACACAAAUUAUUGAGUGAAUUCUAUAACGAAAUUACAAUUUUACCGAAAGAUAUUAAUUACGUUGAAUGUCACGGCACUGGUACUAAAGUCGGAGACGUAGAGGAAUGUAUUUCAGUUGAGAAAAUAUUUUGUAAAGAUCGUAAAACACCGUUAAAAAUUGGUUCGGUGAAAUCUAAUCUUGGACAUUCCGAACCAUCCUCUGGAUUAUGUGCAAUUGCAAAAUGUAUUUUGUCCAUGGAGUCUGGUUUGAUUCCACCAAAUUUGCAUUAUAAUAAACCACGGAAGGAAAUUCGAGGAUUAAUCGAAAAAAAAUUUGAAGUUGUUGACAAAAUUACACCAUUGGAUGGUGAUUACAUGGCUCUAAGUGGAUUUGGAUUUGGUGGAGCUAAUGCACAUCUGUUGUUAAAACGUUUUAAAAAAUUGAAAAAAAAUUAUGGGUACCCCUCAGAUGACCUACCACGACUUGUUUGUGUAUCUGGCAGAACUCAAGAUGCAGUGAAUACAAUCAUCCAUGAUUGACAAAAGCGUUCUGUAGAUGUGGAACACGUUCGAUUAUAUCAUGAAGUUUAUCGGAAGAAUAUUAAAAAUCAUGAUUAUCGUGGGUAUGUGCUUUUA